Messenger RNA from Vicugna pacos (alpaca), 2320 nucleotides. NCBI's taxonomy places the organism in Eukaryota, Metazoa, Chordata, Mammalia, Artiodactyla, Camelidae. The record is from RefSeq and is a predicted model, not a curated record.
AGCGCUCACCGCGACCGCAGUCUUGGAACCCUCAGAGCUUCUGGGUUUAAAAUAGCAACUCGAGGGCCCGCGCCGGGCCCCUCCCCAGCCGCCCGGUGGCCGGGCGCUUCGGUGUAAAUGUUACUGAACCACAUUCAUUUGCCUGACAUGCAGUGAGCCAAGUGCGGAGACACCAAGAUUUGAAGCCGGAAAGUGUUCAUGAGGCUGCCAAGUGAGAAGACAGGAGAACAAGUCCGAGGUCCUCCUCCCCAAAGGAGUACAUGAAUCAAAACAUCUGAAGUGCUGGGAGUUAGAGGACCUGAAGAGACAGAAAAAGACCACAGAAAGUCAGGAGCCAAGGAGGAGAACCAGAAGAGAAGAUUGAGGAGACUCCAAUCCAGGAGCAAUCUCACUUCAGGGCGUAUAUCCAAAGGAAACACAAUCAGAAUCUCGAAGUAAUAUGUGUUUUCCUACGUUCAUUGCAACAUUAUUCAUAACAGACAAGAUAUGGAAACCGCCUGUGUCCAUCAAUGUAGGUGUUAUGCUGUUCUCUAGGAGUGUACAGAGGAAAAGACCUGAUCUCUGUCCACAAUUUAACCAGCAGGCAGCUGGAUGGCAAAUCGUUCAACCUUCCCUUUCUUGAGUUUUCUACUCUGCUGUUAUCUUCUGCCCAUUUGUGCUUCAUUGAUAGAAAAGGAAGUAAAGCUGAACAAAAUUCGCCCUGACACAGUGCAGUUAUACAAUAAUAGUUAUAUAAUCAUCAGAUACAAGAACUAUCUUCUCUCCUCUGAUGACAUCAGGACUUCACCAAAUGAUUUUCUUUCAUAUCUGAAACAGAAAUGCCUAAGUGAGCUUCCGGAAUUACUUUUGAACCAUACCCUGCAAAGAGUUACAUCGGUCUGCACCUGUGAAUUCAGUAAGGGCUACACCAUACUAUCAAACGACACCAUUAGUGCGAAAAUGCUGGAAAGCUGUGGAAAUGCUUCCGUGGCCAUUCCUAUAGGAAUUUCCCUCCUUUUACUGUUGGUGAUCUGUGGAAUUGGGUGUGUUUGGCACUGGAAACACUGUAAUACAAUGCAAGGUUUCUUACCAAGGUUUUUGCAGAGGAGAAAAAGCAGGAGAAAAGACUAUUCUAAAACACUCCCUUUAAGUCCCCAGGUUAUCAGCUCAAGGUAUAAAAUCUCAGUUCAAACUCAAGACCACAGCUCUGCUGGGGUGAACGCUAACAUAGAUGACAACUAUGAAAAUGUGGAAAGGGGUCCUCCUAAAUCAAAAGAAGACAACAAUAAGGAACUAUAUGAAAACACUUGGCAGACCAAUUUCGAGGAGCAUAUCUAUGGAAAUGAGACACCAUGUGACUAUUAUAACUUCCAGAAGCCUAGCACUUCUGAAGCCCCACAAGAAGAAGACGUAUAUAUUCUUCCAGAUUCAUACUAAAUUUUCCACAUGGGGGUUUAGUUAUUAGAGGAUAAAUAUUCACUGGGACUUGUGCUGAUAUCAUUAUUAGUCAAGUUCUUCUGAUGGAAUUUAAUCUCCACCCUUCUGAAUCUUCUCUGUGUAUCACUGGGGAUUAAUUCCAGAGAUCUUCUCCACCCUCCUUGCCCUAGAUCAAUUCCACAUUAUGUUACAUUGAUUCUUUCUUCUAAAUGUGACUUGUUAUCUUUCUCUUCUUUUUCUGUAUCCACAGUCUUUGUCUGUCACAGUCUGCCAACUAGCCUUUCUGGCUCAAGUUUCUACACACUCGGUGAUGCUGCUCCAGCCCCAGGAUGCUACCAGAUUUAUCUUCAGAAAAUAUUCCCAAUGACCACAUCACUCCUUUGUUCCAAACCUCUUAAUGUCUCCUCUUUGUAAAAGAUAGAACACUCAAUAAUUCUAACUCCAGAAUUCAUGAUUUUCCAUAGUUGGUUCAAAUUUACUUUUCCAAUGACUUCUACUAAUCCCUCAAAUUCUCUGCUCCCAUCAAAAUCAUCUCAAAACCUGCCAAAUGCAUCCCUCCUCCACAGCUUUGCGUAGGCCUGCCUUGGCCAUAACUUCUUACACAAGUCUUCUGAAUCAUUCCAGACCUAAGUUUACCUUUUUCUGAUGUCCUGUAGAUUUUGUUGCCUGUGCAUUUCUUUGGGAAACAUGAAUGUUUGCAAUGACAUUUUAUUACUUAAUGUCAUAUGAGAAUGUCCUAAAUUCUCUCCUUAAAUAGUAAGGGACUGCCUAAUAUUCACAUUUUGGCCUUAAUGCCUAGACCAUCUUAUGAGGCACUCAAUAUUGUUCAUUUGACAAGAAUUGGAUUGUACGUUUUGCUAAGUUGUUUUGGAAAAAAAAUGAAUAAAUUCAUCCAUCCAAGGAA